AUAUAGCAACUAACAUUUCCAACAUAGAACAGUACAAAAGUCAAGAAUGUUUUCUUCCAAAAUGUUUGCUCUAAUCAUGGUAGCGUUAAUGGCGGCAAUGGUGGCAGAAGCUCAAACGCCGUCGUGUGCUUCGAAAUUAGUACCAUGUGCACCUUACCUUAAUGCCACUAAACCGCCAGCAACAUGUUGUGAUCCAUUGAGAGAAGCAAUAACAAAGGAUCUUGAUUGUUUGUGUAAAUUGUAUGAGAAUCCAUCGUUGUUGCCUUCACUUGGUAUCAAUGUUACUCAAGCACUUGCACUUCCAAAAGCAUGUAAUAUUCCUGGUGAUAUAAGUGGUUGUAAAGGUGGUGCUCCUGGUCCAGGUUCUGAAGCCUUGCCACCACCAGCCACACUAGGAGGAAAAGAUGGCAACAAUGUAAACUGAUUUACGUGGUCGUGGCUCCCAGCCUCCCGCUUGGCUGAUAAUUUGAUAAGCUAUAUUGAUCAAAACAAAACUAUUCAUCCUCUGUUUGUAUUGAUGCUUUCCAACAAUUGAGUUAAUCCUCUUGGAUUGCUUUGUUUUUAAGCUAAACAGUAUAAUUUUGUACUAAUGCUCUUAUUGAAAACUUUAGAACCCCACUUGUGGGCAAACCAUCAUGAUCAAAAGUUAAAACUUGUUAAAUGUGAA
Lycium barbarum (goji berry) is the source of this 667-nucleotide messenger RNA. Its product is annotated as non-specific lipid transfer protein GPI-anchored 7-like. The transcript is spliced from 3 exons. The coding region runs from base 47 to 424 and encodes 125 amino acids. NCBI's taxonomy places the organism in Eukaryota, Viridiplantae, Streptophyta, Magnoliopsida, Solanales, Solanaceae. The record is from RefSeq and is a predicted model, not a curated record.